Molecule: messenger RNA, 531 nt
Organism: Micromonas commoda
Lineage: Eukaryota; Viridiplantae; Chlorophyta; Mamiellophyceae; Mamiellales; Mamiellaceae
Exons: 2
Coding region: 1-531 (176 amino acids)
Biological process (GO): mitochondrial proton-transporting ATP synthase complex assembly; mitochondrial protein processing
Cellular component (GO): extrinsic component of mitochondrial inner membrane
Molecular function (GO): metalloendopeptidase activity
Source: RefSeq, a predicted model, not a curated record
AUGACCCCCGAAAAAUGCGAGUCCGAGCUUGACGACAUCAGCAGGAAGGCGCCGAUGGUGAGGUUCCUUCUCGAGGCUCUGGAGAAGGCUGGGUGUCCCGUGAACCGCUCGUUCUUCGAGGUGCAGCGGUGCAACAAGGCGGUGCUGGGCGGGUUCAGACCGGACGAGGGCGUGGUGCUGUGCCACAACAAUCUGACGAAUAGGACGGACAUGGAGAACAUGCUGACGCACGAGCUCAUACACGCUUACGACCACUGCAGGAAUAAGAACAUGGACUGGCUCGACCUGAAGCAGCACGCGUGCUCGGAGGUGCGCGCGUCGAACCUAUCCGGGGACUGCCACUGGGUCAACGAGAUGUUCCGAGGAUACUUCGGCGUGGAGAACGGGCAUCAGAAGUGCGUGCGGCGACGCGCGGAGCUUUCCACCGCGAUGAACCCGCGGUGUAGGGAUAGGGACGAGGCGAAGAGGGUGGUGAACGAGGUGUUCGAGCAGUGCUUCAAGGACACGCGGCCGUUCGACGACAUUCCCUGA